ACACAAUGGACGGGCGAUCCACUUGCAGACGACGACUUUGCAUACGAACGUGCGUACGCGUACGUACCGUACAGCAUGCACUCAGUGUACAAAUCUAUAGUGUGCAAGUUGUGUGAACUUUUCAUUUGGAAUAAACCAGAAUUUGACUGAAGGAAUGUGAGAUCUUCAUGCGAAAGCACUCACUCGUAUUUCGACACACUUGUGAAUUUUGAUCAGGGAGGACAUUUUGAGCAAUCUUUUUCGUAUGGAAUCCGUGGAAAGUAAAGGGAAGCGUGCCUCGUUGAGAUGAAACUUGUUGAUGCGUGAGCGCUCACAAACUGGUCGAGUGACUAUCGACAUUCCGUGACAUUCAUUGUGUGCAUGCACCGACUCUCAACCAUUGAUCGUACCGUUUAGUGAACGUAAAUGACAGCUUGGAUUACCGGUACAGCACGGUGUAAGCCCCGUCCUAAAAGCCUUUCGGGGGAAAAAAAAGAGACGGGAAGGAUCUCGUGAAACUUUUAAAAAGUUGUUAAACUGUCGUCGACGCAAGCAAACCAGUGAAUAGUAAUGUUAAAACCGUGUGACAGUUCAUAGUAUUCCAGCAUUUUCAUGGUGGAAAAUUGUCCAACAUAAGUUUACGUUUCACAGUCGCGUUCCGAUCACAUUAUUGUAUGUCACCAUGAUCACACGAAAAAACAUCUUGAAUUCUGGAUAACAACUUUAAUCACCUGAUUAUUGUCAUGCAGCACAGGCCUCAGUGUGGACUUCAGAUUAUAGUGAUUGCUUUAUGGAUGCUUAUGGGUGCCUAAUGGCAGUUUUAUUACGGCAGAUAAAGCGCUCGAAAUUCUGACAAGCAUGGCCCAUGGACAUUUAGCACCGGUGAAGCACGCUUCGUGACGGUCGGUCGGUCCGUGUGCGUGAUGUUUUCACCCGGUCACCUGCCGCCGUCCGCUUCGCACGAACAGCACAACAGCAGCACGGUGAUGACCGGGAACCCAGUCACAGCUGGCGGGGUCGACUACGGUGUGCGGUCGGCGGUGGCGGGCGCCGGAGGCUACCCGGCCCGGGCUGCACAGGCUUAUCACGGGGGAGGAGGCAUGGACGCGGCCGCUGGGUUCAACUCGUACGGUGUCGGUGCCGGCAGUAACACCGCCGACAGCUUGAAAGGAUUUGAAUGCAGUGACUUGGACAAUGCUCUCCUUGGGUCGGGUGGGUUGCAUUCCACCGGCGGCAGUGAUGGACAAAUGUACCCCGUGCCAAACAGAACUAUGGCCACAAAUCCAGCAAACAUGCCUUACGGCGAAUAUGGACAAGGUGACACAACUUCUGAAGGAUUUGGAUAUGGGCAUGUGAGUAGAUCGAAUGCCUAUAACAACCAGUACAUGUCAGGUUCUAUGUACAGCAGGCAGACACGAGGGAUGAACAGCAUGAACACUACUCUGCAGCAACAUUCUUCGAACUCGGAUUAUGCAUCAGAAAACAUGACAAGGAGGAUGUCUGUUCCUGCUGCAGAAAGCAACGUGUCAAGCUACACACGUUCAAACUCGUACCCCAUUGGAGCACCAUAUGAAAAUGCACACAACCAGUUUCCUCCAUCCAGCCAGUCCUAUUCGAGUAUGACUGGGUACAAUCAAACAGCUUUUCCAGAACUGGACUCAAAUGCAUCCAGUGUGGCAGCUGGACAUAUGAGAAGGACUCAAGGAGGCAGUUACAUGCAAUCUUACUCAUCAAGUGCCGUCAAGAAACCGUCGUAUCCAACAGCAGGUACAGGUAAUGAUGGCUGGGCAGAUUCGGGUUAUUCAGCACAGUCAAAGUUCCCAUCCCAUUCUUCUAUGUCAAACCCAAAGGCCCUGAGCUCAUUGGACUCUGUGCCUGUGGACAGCAGUAGCAUGUACCCCCAGUUUCCACAUAGGAAUCAGAAUUCAACAACCAUGCAGGGAAUGCAGUAUAACAAUUCAAGACAGACACCAUAUCCAUCUGCAAACCCUGAAAUGACUGCAAAUCAAUACCCCUCAGUAAACAGUAUGGAUAUGUACACACCCACAUCUACUUCUAUGAAUUACAACAACAAAGCCGCUAAAACGUUUGCAGGAGGAAAUGGUACAGCGUACAAUCAAAUGGCGGUGGGUCAGUCACGAGCUCCAGGAUACAAACAUGUCACAAAUUCACAGCAAACUGCCAUGGGUCAGUCAAACAUGAGUGCUAGCUCACAGUCACAGAAGUUAAGACACUUUGGACCAAUGCCCAACCAGUCUCAAAACGCACAUCAUAUGCCAUAUAGGGGGUACAAUACUGCUGACACAUCUGUGAAUAAUGGCCAAUCUGUUGUUACACCUAACAUGGAUGGACAGUAUCAACAUUACAAUCAGUAUAGUGCUGGGACUACAACUACAAGGCACGGAAGAUUGCGAUCACUUGAUGGAAGAUUCGUAAGCGGUGCUUCGUCCAUGCAGGCAGGAAUGGCAGCCUCGACAUUCCCUGUGCAAAACCCAAACCAAAGGUCCUUUGAUUCAGUAACUCAUCAGCAAGGUGUUGCCAGUCAUUCAUUUGGUAACACAAAUACUGCAUACUAUAACAACAGAACUAAAACAGAUGCAUUCAGUCCAACCACAAUGCAGACCAAUGCUGGCUGCCAAGAAACGUACACCAAUCAGACAUAUCUUGAAGGCCAGCAGAGGUAUAAUGCAAUGAACUGCCCCAAUGCCAUUGCUAAUGAGAACUGUCCCCCAGCAUACCAAAUGCCGACUGAUGCAACUCAGUCGGAAGCAGACAUACGGCGAAAUAUGAUCUUCAGUGCAGAGUUGGAGAAACUAGCACGCCUUUCAAGGGACCCAAUGGCUGACGAUUUUGCCUUAGGAAUCAACCCCAUCGAUGGUGCGCCCCAAAUUCCAGAUACUGUCAGUAGCCUGGCCCAGCCUGUGAAAAAUCCUCCAUACCCGAAUGCUACUGGUGGGAACAUGGCUCGUGGUUUAUUCAACAAUCAGGGGACAAACUCAUCUGACAACAGUACGGGCAUGGGGAAAAAUUUCCAGUCCCCAUCAGCCAGUGCAUCAUCCGUAACAACGAACCAAAGUGUUAAGAUGACCAGUGCUCCAUCCUCAGUGACUGAGUCGUGUGCAGCUGCCUUGUCCGCCCCAUCCACACCCAGUUCCAAUGCCGGAGUUGCACCGCAAACAUCCCCAGAUUCUAACCCAACCAAGCCAGUUCGAACAUCUGCCCCUACCAAUCAAAGCACUCCGACCCCAACCACUGUCACCUCACAGGACAAAGGAAAAGAUUCCCAGAAUGCUGUCCAGCAGCUUCAGCGAUUGACGCAGUCCUUGAAGGACAAAAAAGAUGAUGGAGUGAAAGGAUCUCACAUGGAAUACCUGAGCCACAGCAGUGACAGUUCCUCCUCACUUGGUGGGCAGAACUGCAUUGCUGCCUUGUCUGCUGCCUGUCGAAACAUGAUCGCUGACAUGGAUAGCUCUGUUCCCAAACUUACUCCAACGUCACACAGCCCGGUAGGAAUGAAGGCAGUUAUGGAUAACACCGGCAGUAUUUUGGGACAGAAAUAUACACCUAUCCCAUCAAAUCAAACAUCAUACGCUUCUCAAAUGCCUGAGCAGAUGUUUUCACCAUCCACUGCUAACGGCCAGAAUAUAUCCCCGCCAUUGGUCUCAAUAGGCGACUCAUUUGGAUCCCCACCCUAUAAUACAGCAAAUAUUCCUACGGACUACCAGGUUCAGUUUAGUGAUUUCCUGGAGCAGAGUGUACCCAUGCAGAUGAACACAAGAAGACCAGAGGAGAAACCAAGGAAAAAGGGCAAACGCAAAAAGUCAGACGAAGUCAAUGACAUGCUCACAGCCAGUACUAUUGGCCCCAAGAAAAGGCGCGGUCGAAAAAAGUCGUCUCAAAACCCACUGAGUGUUGAAUCUUUUGACCAGCCCCCAUCCCUGGAAAAUUUUAAUGCAUCGACACCUGUAAGUGAUGGGCAGUUGCCGUUGGUUGAGGAAAACCCCAACCGCUCAGCCACACAAACACCAAACAUGCUGUCAAAUUGCUGGAGGACCAAUGAUUCGAAAAUAAAUAGUUCAGAGUCAAUGCCUGGUCUUCUGUCCAACCACCAACCCCCUUCUGUGGACAGUGAUAGUGUGACACAAGAUUUUUUAGACAGCGUGUUUUCCCCGGACACCACAAUGUCCACCACUAAUCAGGAGCCUGUUGACUCUUUCAGCCAGCUAACUUGCAUUAACCAAUCGCAUCACUCGCCAGCAUCCUCCCUUACCUCCCAGCAGUCCAUGAAUGAGACCGCAUCUACGGGGUCUUACUCAUCUCAAGGCGGACUUAUCUCACGGACCAACCAGAAUUUCCAAGUUGAGAACAUGGAGCAAUCAAAACUAGCUGUAAGCCAAGCAAUGAAAGCCAGUAAAACUUCCAACAGCACAGUGUCUUCCACGGGUGACUUUAUAUCCAACCCAGUGUCCACCUCCAGCGAUACCACGGACCCUAGCAGCGAGAAAGGUGCCCCCGAAGAAGUACACCCACUUAAAAUUCUGCAGGCCCAAAUUCAGCUGCAGAGGCAGCAGUUCAAUUUGAAUGACUCGCGCCCCUUGCCUUUGAAAAAUGCUUCCAGGAAAACAGCGGGGGUCAUUCCCACAAAGAAAACUGGUCCGUCCUCUGUGCAGGGCGAAGUGGAUGUGAAUGUACUGAUGGCAGAGGAGGAUGCCACAUGGUACAUGCCAAGUGAACAACCAAAGGAACCAGAGGUGCCUUGGGAAAACACCAGGAAGAACGCCAAAGGUAAGGACAGUUCUACUGUCUUUCCCUGGGACUGGUUUGCAUCAUGACAUUGAUGUGGUGAGAACAGCCCAAAAUCAAGGAACAAAACCACAGACUAUAUCACAGCGGAAGUUUCAGAGGUCCUGACAAAUUGUGAGUGACAUUAAAAUUCAACAAUGCACACAAGUGGUUUCUGUGGACUUUGUAUGUCACCAUGAUGCAGGCCAGUUUAUAAUCAAAUGGAAUGUUCUUCCUGAUCUUUUGGAUUAACCAUAAUUAUUACUCAGUUAGGCCAUUUUUUUUUUUAACUUACUUGGAUUACAGAUACGCCGCCGAAAAAAAUCAGAAAUGGAUAUUUUUUUUUAAAUCGACGCCAAAAAUUCCACUUUUGAUGACCCCCCCCCAAAAAAGUUGCCUUCCGAGUAGUACUCACACGCUUUUUAUUCACUUUUGAACCGCAAUGUCUGCAAACUUUCUACUUGAGUUUUAACUAGUGGUGGGAGAAAUCAGGGAUUUCAAAGCCGGUUAUCCUAAUUUUUUUCAAACCGAAUAACAGUUAUCCGAUUUUACUGGAAGUUUCCAUUCAGCUCACAGGCAUGCCAACAAAAAGUGACAAGUGAGGUGCUGCAUGCAAUGCCCUCCCAAUGACUGGGUAUGGUUUGCAUGAUUCAAUCAAAGAGGAAUAUUGUUUUUAUUUCUCCGUGAUACAAUGAACACUGGGCCUUUACAAAAACACUCCAGAACUGUAAUGUUCAAAUAAAUUGGUGGGAACUCUGAUAAUCAGAGACCAUGGAGCAAAUUGGGGGAUGUUCCAGCUGUUUUCUUUAGCCUGUGUCACACACAAAAAUGGAAGG
Messenger RNA from Patiria miniata (bat star), 5597 nucleotides. RefSeq names its product putative GPI-anchored protein pfl2. The coding region runs from base 903 to 4811 and encodes 1302 amino acids. The transcript has a single exon. NCBI's taxonomy places the organism in Eukaryota, Metazoa, Echinodermata, Asteroidea, Valvatida, Asterinidae. The record is from RefSeq and is a predicted model, not a curated record. Gene Ontology annotation, biological process: regulation of DNA-templated transcription.